Messenger RNA from Dromiciops gliroides (monito del monte), 2501 nucleotides. RefSeq names its product protocadherin alpha-8-like. NCBI's taxonomy places the organism in Eukaryota, Metazoa, Chordata, Mammalia, Microbiotheria, Microbiotheriidae. Gene Ontology annotation, cellular component: plasma membrane. Gene Ontology annotation, biological process: homophilic cell-cell adhesion. Gene Ontology annotation, molecular function: calcium ion binding. The record is from RefSeq and is a predicted model, not a curated record.
UGAAUGAUGGCGGAUGCAGCGGAAUGUGUUUGAAAAAAUCAAAGAACAAUAUUUACCUUUAUUCUCUAAAGAUGAUUCAUUGAUUAGAACAAUUCCACGGAGGAUUUGCGAUGUUUUUUUCCUGGGCAGGCAGCCUGGGAAGCCGGCAUCUACUGUUUUCAUUUAUGCUCUAUACAGCCUGCGGAGUCGGGAACGGCCAGGUCCAUUACGCGGUACUGGAAGAGGCAAAACACGGUACAUUCGUGGGGCGCAUCGCGCAGGACCUGGGUCUGGGGGUCGGGGAACUGGUGUCUAGGCUGUUCCGGGUGGUGUCCAAGGGCCGUAGGGACUACCUAGAGGUAAAUGUUCAGAAUGGCAUUUUGUUUGUGAAUUCGCGGAUCGACCGGGAGCAGCUGUGCGGCCGCAGCCCUGUUUGUAGCAUCCAUCUGGAAGUGGUUGUGGACAAACCUCUCCAGGUUUUCCAUGUGGAGGUGGAGAUCAAGGAUAUUAAUGACAACCCACCUGUGUUUCCAGUGAAGGAACAAAAGCUGUUUAUUCCAGAAUCCAGGUUGCCGGACUCUAGGUUUCCGCUAGAGGGUGCAUCUGACUCAGAUAUUGGGACUAAUGCUUUGCUUACGUACUCGCUCAGCAUGAAUGAUUACUUCAUUCUAGAUAUAAACUCAAAGAACGAUCAAGACAAAUUGGUAGAGCUGGUAUUGAGGAAACCUCUAGACAGAGAAGAAGCUUCUGGGCAUCACUUAAUACUGACAGCCACAGACGGAGGCAAACCUGAACUCACAGGCACCGUGCAGUUGCUCAUCACAGUCCUGGAUGUGAACGAUAACGCCCCCACUUUUGAACGAUCAGAGUAUGAAGUGAAGAUAUUAGAAAAUGCAGCCCAUGGAACGUUAGUGAUCAGACUGAAUGCCUCCGAUGCGGACGAGGGCAUCAAUCGGGAGAUAUUGUAUUCUUUCAAUAGCCUUGCUUCACCUGUGAUUAAAGAUAAGUUUCAUAUAAAUCCAGAUACAGGAGAAAUUACGAUUCAAAGAAAUUUGGACUUUGAAGAUGUAAAUUCAUUCAAAUUUCGAGUUGACGCAACAGAUAAAGGAAAUCUGCCCAUGGUUGGACAUUGUACUAUCCGAGUGGACGUCCUAGACAUCAAUGAUAAUGCCCCAGAGUUGGCGGUGACAUCACUGUCACUUCCCGUCAGAGAGGAUGCUCCUCCAGGCACAGUUAUCGCCCUCAUUAGUGUGUCCGACCGGGACUCUGGAGCCAACGGACAGGUGACAUGCUCGCUGUCACCUUCCUCGCCCUUCAUGUUGGUGUCCACUUUCAGGAAUUACUACUCCUUGGUGCUGGAGAGCUCCGUGGACCGCGAGAGCAUGCCGGUUUAUAAAUUGGUAGUGACAGCGAGGGAUGGCGGAUCACCAGCGCUCUGGGCCACUGCUAGCGUGAGUGUGAGUAUUGCUGACGUUAACGACAACGCGCCUGCCUUUGAACAGCCUUCGUACACCUUAUUUGUGAAGGAGAACAACCCACCCGGCAGUCACAUCUUCACAGUGUCUGCAUCGGACCCUGAUGCUCAGGAGAACGCACUAGUGUCUUACUCCCUAGUGGAGCGGCGGGUUGGGGAGCGUCCACUGUCUAGCUAUGUGUCUGUGCACUCCGAGAGCGGGAAAGUGUACGCCUUGCAGCCUCUGGACCACGAGGAGCUGGAGCUGUUGCAGUUCCAGGUGAGCGCCCGCGACGCAGGCUUCCCUCCUCUGAGCAGCAACGUGAGCCUGCAGGUGUUCGUGCUGGACGAGAACGACAACCCGCCGGUAGUGCUGCCGCCUCACGCUGGCCUUAGCCCAGUGACUGAGCUGGUGUCGCAGUCGGUGAUUGCGGGGCACGUGGUGGCGAAGAUCCGGGCGGUGGAUGCGGAUUCAGGCUACAAUGCAUGGCUGUCUUAUGAGCUGCUGCCUGAGAUGGGCGUUGGACGCAGCCCUUUUCGCGUAGGUCUGUACACUGGAGAGAUCAGCACUAUUCGGGCCUUGGAUGAGUCGGAUGGACCGAAGCAGACACUCCUUGUGUUGGUGAAAGAUCAUGGAGAGCCCUCAUUGAAGGCCAUAGCAACAGUGACUGUGUCACUUUUAGAGACUGGGCAGGCGUUUAAAGGUUCUUCUGUGGUUUCUGGGGACCUAGCAAAGACUGGCAUAGGACAGAAGGCGCUGGUGGAUGUGAAUGUCUAUCUGAUCAUUGCCAUCUGCUCAGUGUCCAGCCUGUUGGUGUUGAGUCUACUGCUAUAUGUAGCACUCAGGUGCUCUUCGCCCCAACAGGGCUUUCAUGGGCCUGGGAAGUCCACUCCUAUGUGUUCAAACACUGUUGGGAGCUGGUCUUAUUCCCAUCAGCAAAGACAGAAAAUUGCUCAGGGGAGGGCACUGCUAAGAACGACCUCAUGGCUUUCAGCCCGAAUCUUCCACCAUGUCUGGGUUCUCAGGAUGGAGAACAGGCAGAGCACAUGCAGAACUUGGGGAAAGUGA